AUGGUCAGCCAGAAGUUCCAAGACCCAUUUGUUGCAGCCGUAAUUUUGGAUCGAUCUCAACCACACGAUAUCAGCCGGAAGAGUAGACACCAGCGCUCUCCGUACCUAUCUCGAGCACUACCAACCUCUCCCUCCGAGUACCGCUCUAUACCGCUCACCAAGGUCGAAGACUUCGGUGUCCAUGCUAAUCAUUACGAGCAGAAGUAG
Messenger RNA from Marasmius oreades (fairy-ring Marasmius), 207 nucleotides. RefSeq lists its product as uncharacterized. The record is from RefSeq and is a predicted model, not a curated record. The transcript is spliced from 2 exons. NCBI's taxonomy places the organism in Eukaryota, Fungi, Basidiomycota, Agaricomycetes, Agaricales, Marasmiaceae. The coding region runs from base 1 to 207 and encodes 68 amino acids.